CCUGACUGCAUCUGCAUCUAACCUGCUACAUCUGUUACUCGUCCAAUUGCACAUUAUUCCUAUCAAACGUCGAGCUGGUCAUAUCACAUCUACUUCUUUGACAUUGCUACUUUCUUUCUUGCUCAAGAUAAUUGCCCUCCAGACACUCCCAUCGUCCUGCGACUCCCGUCGGCUCUCGGACUUUUGUUGGAUAAGGUGUCCCUACAUCCAUCCCAACUUUGGAGAUACGCCUCUCGCCCACAAUCUGCUGAAUAAUUCAACACAGUAUGUACCGUCAAAGGCCUUGAUCCUACAACACCAAUAUGACAAGAUGGAGAAUGCAAGAGCCUGGGACUCGAUUCACUGGGGCCUUGUUGCGCCGCAGCUUCUGUCUCAACACACUUUGCUGAUUUUGCACCUCCUUUCUAGAAACCCGAUUUCUCUCCAUCACUCUUUGAUGGGUCCUUUCGCUUUGCCUGCUCAGCCGUAGAAGAGAGGAUUGGAGUCAUCAUGGCGCUCGUCGCUUCUCCUGACCUGCACAAAAGUAUUACAUCCGACAUGAGCCAUCCAUCAGUCCACUCGGCCGUUGACACUGAAAUUUCAGACUCCUACCUCUCAUCCCCCGACACCCCCUCGACCAUUUUCCCGGAGAGACUCAUUCGCCCUCUCCCUAAGCGGACUCUGAAAUCGAGACUAUCUCAGGAAGCCGCCGACGCCAUCACUUAUCCUCCUGCCCUACCUUCCUCGAGCCUCCCCACCUACACUCAUUAUGGCGAAAAUGGUGAAUUUCUGAACGAUUCCAAGGUCUUGGUUCAGCACCAUGGCGAUGGAUACGACCAUGACCAUGACCAUGAUCACGACCAUGAUCACGACCACGAUCACGACCACGAUCACGACCAUGACCACGACCAUGAUCAUGAUCAUUAUGACGAUGAUCACGAGCAUGAUCACUGCCCACAUCAUCAUCACCACCACCAUCACCAUCACCAUCACCACCACCACUGUCACCAUGACGAUGACGAAGAUGACCUUGAUUCAGCAGAUGACUCCAUCGAACCGAUCCGCUCCUCGACUUCUUAUCGUACCACUUCACAGUCUCCUCGUACAGGACGUCAGUCACGUUAUGAAGUUAAGGCUACUGGUUCUGGCCCGGAUGGCUACGAGGCUUUUGAAAAUACAAAUAACAAGAAGAAACGGAAAAUUCCGACGUCUGGCAGCCUGAGCCUCCACCAUUCCGGCUUGACAAAUGACUUGUCGCAUAUGUCAGUGACGAAUGGAAAGGAUUCACAUUCCGACGACCCAUAUCAUAUUGCCCCAACCUAUGGUGGGAGUCCAUCUGGACUUGGUGUACAGGGUGCUGGAAGAGGUCGCAACAGUAGAAAGUUGCCUAGCCGGAAUCCCUUGGGCGUUUCGGUCAAUGGUUCUAAUGCGCGGGGUGGAACUUCCAGAUACGACCAGAAUCUGAACGCCAACGCUAGAGCUGAAGAGACCAAGGACCAGGGAAUCAUCUCCGCCGCCAUUGCGAAUGCCACAGCAUUAUUACGUAAGCCUCUCGCCAAAGGACAAGAGAACGUUGGCGUUCUCGAUCAGCAAGUCAAACAAGCGCACACCAACUCCCAAUUUACUUUUACUUGUGAAGGAGAAGCAAAGGGUGUCACCUUUCCAGAACAGAGUCUUUACUCUCCAGGUUAUAGCCAGCGUGCGAACCACACGACCUCUAGUCAAGCGGGGCCGAGUCAGAAGCACGCUCCCCAGGGAAAUCAGACUGCCACCAAUGCUGGCGCGCAGCCCGGGCAGCAAGGGACAGCAGCGUCAGCAGCAGGAGCUGCCAACACGCAGGAAAAGAAACCUCGCCGGAAACGCAGCGAUGUGUAUGCACUGGUGGCACGACAGAGGAAGAUUCAGCAAGAGUACAACAACCUACAACAUCCACCAUCGGCGGAGGACAUUUGGAUUUGUGAGUUCUGCGAGUACGAGAGUAUCUUCGGGCAACCUCCACAUGCCCUGAUUCGACAGUACGAGAUCAAGGAUCGCAAAGAGCGUCGGCGCCUGGCGGAAAAGAGGAGGUUGUUGGAAAAGGCCAAAUUAAAAGGUCGCAAGGGACGGAAGCAGAGCAAGAAUGCGGCCAAGGCUGCAAGUCAAGCGGCCAACUUGAACCAUCACAGCUACGACAAUCAGUCGUUGGAUCAGGUUGGAGAGGAAGACGGGGAUUUUUUUGACGACGAAACCAUACCAGCGCCUCCACCGCCGACUCAAGCGCCAGCCAAGCAACACCACGUGCCAGGAGCUUAUAAUGCAACCAUGGGGAAAGCAGGAGGAGGCAUUUCGGCAACAGGAGCGGGAUAGGAGCGAAGAGGACCUCGAGCACGUGUGUGUUUGAUCCGUCUGCUUUUCUGUCGAGUCUCUGUUGAGCGUUGCGUCUCCUUGCUCGUUUGGAGCCUGUUCCUUUGUAUUGCAUUAUUGUCUGGGUUUGGUUUGGUACCAUGGUCUGGUGUCUGUCGGUUGAUUGUUAUUACAUAGUUGAUUUGUUUCCCUUCAUUUGCCCCCACCCCCUGGCAUAGCCCUUGCACAUACUCCUCUCUAGACAAAUACGAAUCCGGCAGAUUUGCUGGUGAUAGGCAUUAUGGAGGUUUUCUUGAUAGUUUUAGC
This is a messenger RNA of Exophiala mesophila, 2628 nucleotides long. RefSeq lists its product as uncharacterized. The transcript has 2 exons. Lineage: Eukaryota; Fungi; Ascomycota; Eurotiomycetes; Chaetothyriales; Herpotrichiellaceae. The coding region runs from base 490 to 2325 and encodes 611 amino acids. The record is from RefSeq and is a predicted model, not a curated record.